Molecule: messenger RNA, 2856 nt
Organism: Gigantopelta aegis
Lineage: Eukaryota; Metazoa; Mollusca; Gastropoda; Neomphalida; Peltospiridae
Product: xylulose kinase-like
Exons: 19
Coding region: 67-1692 (541 amino acids)
Biological process (GO): D-xylose metabolic process; xylulose metabolic process
Cellular component (GO): cytosol
Molecular function (GO): D-xylulokinase activity
Source: RefSeq, a predicted model, not a curated record
GGUCGUUUUCGAGACACUGAAAUUAUGUUCGGGAAAAACUUGGACCAACUUUGGUGAAUCGGUAGGAUGGCCACCGACGUUAGCAGUAGAGAAAAUGCUAAAGUGUUUUUAGGGUUUGAUUUCAGUACACAACAGGCAAAAGCAAUUCUAGUGACCAAUGACCUGAAGGUGAUCCAGGAAAUUGCAGUGAAGUUUGAUACCGAGCUUCCAGAAUUCAAAACUGAUGGUGGGGUACAUGUGCAUGAUGAUCAUGUUACUGUGACAGCACCAACAGCCAUGUGGGUCAAGGCUUUUGACAUGCUGCUGGAGAAGAUGAAGUCGGAAAACGUUCCAUUUGAGAAGAUAGCUGCAGUUUCAGGUAGUGGACAGCAACAUGGCAGUGUCUACUGGAAAAUAGGAGCACAGCAUCUCCUUAAUAAUCUGAAUCCUGAAAGUUCCAUGCAUAGUCAGUUGAAGGAUGUGUUUAGUGUUGGUGAUUCGCCCAUCUGGAUGGAUGCUAGUACUACACAGCUGUGUCGAGACCUUGAAGAGAAAGUGGGAGGAAAACAGAGAUUGACCGAUAUCACCGGUUCCUGUGGGUACGAAAGGAUGACUGGAAAUCAGAUCGCAAAAAUCUAUCAAACCAACAGAGAAGCUUAUCUCAACACUGAGCGUAUUUCAUUGGUCAGCAGUUUUGUGGCAAGUCUGUGUGUGGGUGACUAUGCACCGAUAGAUGAGAGCGAUGGGUCCGGUAUGAACCUGUUGAAUAUCCACACGCGAGAAUGGGCGGCGGAAUGUUUAACUGCUUGUGCUCCAGACUUGGCUGACAAACUUGGGUCAGUGGUACCAUCAAAACAAAUUAUUGGUUCGGUAUCUCCAUAUUUAGUGCAGCGUUAUGGAUUUGCUCAGGACUGCCAAGUUAUAGCCUUCACUGGAGAUAACCCAGCAUCGUUGGCAGGACUGACUCCAUCUGCUGGUGAUGUUAUGGUGAGUCUGGGUACAAGCGACACUAUUUUCCUCUGGCUGUCAUCUCCAAAACCAUCCACAGUCGGGCAUGUAUUUGUCAAUCCCAUUGAAAGCACUGAUUUCAUGGCCUUAGCUUGUUUCAAAAAUGGUUCACUGACCAGAGAAAGAAUACGCAACGAAUGUGCUGAGGGAUCAUGGGAUAAGUUUAUUGCAGCUCUGGAGAAUACACCAAUGGGAAACAAUGGCAAUAUAGGAAUAUACUUCUACGUGACCGAGAUUCAGCCUUUGGUUCAAGGAGUCUUUAGAUUCAAUAGCCAUGGAGAAGAGGUGACAUCGUUUCCGAAAGAGGUGGAGAUACGUGCAGUGCUCGAGGGCCAGAUGGUUGCUAGGAGAUAUUAUUCAGAAAUGUUAGGAUUUAAUUUUAAUUCCACCAACACACGUGUUAUAGCUACGGGAGGGGCCUCAACGAAUCCCGCAAUAUUACAGGUGAUAGCCGAUGUUUUCAAUGCACCUGUGUACACAAAGGAUGUUGCCAACUCAGCUGCUCUGGGCAGUGCGUUUAGAGCAAAACAUGGAUGGCUGGGUCCAGGGGUAGACUACUCUGAAGUGGUCAGUGGUUUAAAGCAACCGCCAUGCGUUGCCGUUCCAUCUCCUGGUGCAGAUAAAGUUUAUGGAGACUUGUGCGACAGGUAUAAAGAACUUGAAGCCAGAAUACAAAACAGAACUAGUUUAAUAUCCACAGACUGAAAUCACAAGAUGGAAACAAUGGUGGCCAUACAGAAUGGCAAACUAUUCCUUUCCAAUUUGCUCAAAAAUGCUACAUAAUUGCAUGUGACCCAUCAUUCUGUCCAUGUGUUGCAUGUGACCCGUCAUUCUGUCCAUGUGUUGCAUGUGACCCGUCAUUCUGUCCAUGUGUUGUAUGUGACCUGUCAUUCUGUCCAUGUGUUGGAUGUGACCCGUCAUUCUGUCCAUGUGUUGUAUGUGACCCGUCAUUCUGUCCAUGUGUUGGAUGUGACCCGUCAUUCUGUCCAUGUGUUGGAUGUGACCUGUCAUUCUGUCCAUGUGUUGUAUAUGACCUGUCAUUCUGUCCAUGUGUUGUAUAUGACCUGUCAUUCUGUCCAUGUGUUGGAUGUGACCCGUCAUUUUGCCCAUGUGUUGUAUGUGACCCGUCAUUGUCCAUGUUUUGCAUAUGACCCGUCAUUCCACCCAUGUGUUGGAUAUGACCUGUCAUUCUGUCCAUGUGUUGGAUGUGACCCGUUAUUCUGUCCAUGUGUUGGAUGUGAUCUGUCAUUCUGUCCAUGUGUUGGAUGUGAUCGGUCAUUCUGUCCAUGUGUUGGAUGUGACCUGUCAUUCUGUCCAUGUCUUCCGUCAUUCUGGCCAUGUGUUGGAUGUGACUCGUCAUUCUGUCCAUGUGUUGGAUGUGACCUGUCAUUCUGUCCAUGUGUUGUAUGUGACUCGUCAUUCUGUCCAUGUGUUGCAUGUGACUCGUCAUUCUGUCCAUGUGUUGCAUGUGACCUGUAAUUCUGUCCAUGUGUUGGAUGUGACCGGUCAUUCUGUCCAUGUGUUGGAUGUGACCUGUCAUUCUGUCCAUGUGUUGGAUCUCCCGUUUUUGCAACAUUAAAUUUACAUAAUUUCAAAAGAACUCAUAUUUUUCCGUCGGUUGUACAACUUUUAUUUACAGAAUCUGCCGAUUGGUUACAUGAUGAACAGUUACAAUCUAAAAUUAAAAGUUGCAAACCUCAGGAUCACUGGAAUGUUGUUAAUUAAUGUAUUACCAAAAAUUAAUGUCUUCCAAAAAAUUUCUAUAGUCUGUCCCAUCCUCCUACUAAAAUAUUUUUUUGUAAAUAAUUUUAGUUUGGUUUGACAUAAAAAAAAGAAAUAAAAGUGUUUUGAAAAUAACAAAAAAUACAA